AUGGCAUUCUUUCCUAGGCAGCUCUUCGUCAAAGCUUCAGGGAAUGAAUUAUUCUCCCCCGCUCCAAAAAAAGUAGAGACGAAUUUACUGUCCAAGAAUGAAGCCAGAGACUUUUACAAUGAGAUUUUAAGUGAGCCCUCGACCAGCAAACCUCGAGGAGUGAAACCCAAGACAAGUGUGCGGAAUACCCGACAUGCCAUUCCGAAUCAGACUUUGACCCUGAAAGAGUUAUUCCACGCGUGUGAAGUGAACCAAACUGACAAGGUAGCAUUAGCCUUGAAACAAGGACUAAAUCCCAAUGCUCGAGACUUGUACGGCUGGACUCCUCUCAUGGUAGCCACAAGUGCCAACAGUGUCGAGUGCGUCAAAAUCCUCAGGUUAUCAGGUGCCAUCUCAUCCCUCACUGAUCGAGGCGGCAAUUCUGCCCUAUCGAUUGCCGAAAUGAAGGGAUUUGCGCGAAUUUUUUCCUUGCUCAAGAAUAAAAUCCCAGCCACUCAAGAGGUUAGUAGUGACUCCUCCGCAUCAACCGAGGUGAGAGAACUCAAGGAGGAAUUUUGUACUGAAUGUCAAACGACAUUCAUCGAUUCCCCCGGGCGAAUGCAUAAAGCCACAAUGACCCACAUGCUGAAGUCUGAGACGUCUUCAAUCCGAACGGUUUAUGGAAUCCCUGAGGCCAACAAAGGGUUCCGAAUGAUGGUCAAAGGAGGCUGGGACCAGGACAAAGGGUUGGGUCCCGAAGGUUCUGGGAAGAAAUUCCCGGUUAAAACGAUGCUGAAGCGGGAUCGGAAGGGCGUGGGAGCCGAGGAUUCGGCCCGAUUGAGAGUCACUCAUUUCAAACCCAACGAUCCUGCUUCGGUUUCGAAUCGUUUUCGGGAGCGUCGUGAACGCGAGACAACGCUGAACAAAAAGGCCCGCGAAUCAAAACUAAAACGCGAUCAGAGAAAGGAGAAGCGAUUCAGACAAGAAUUCCAAGGAAUGUAAUGGCUAAUGGAGAUAAUAAAACAAGUUACUUUACUUGGA
Molecule: messenger RNA, 1020 nt
Organism: Tigriopus californicus
Lineage: Eukaryota; Metazoa; Arthropoda; Copepoda; Harpacticoida; Harpacticidae
Product: G patch domain and ankyrin repeat-containing protein 1 homolog
Exons: 1
Coding region: 1-981 (326 amino acids)
Molecular function (GO): nucleic acid binding; protein binding
Source: RefSeq, a predicted model, not a curated record